UGUCAUUAGUGUCAUCGGUGUGCAAAAACACAACACGUGUUGUACAUCGCAAAAAAGCUUAAACAAUAAUUUAAGUGUUUUUUUACUGAAUUUAUUACCUAACCGAGUAAAAUUCGCAACAUUUAAAUCCCUAUACCCCAAAAUUAGUUCCAAGAAUAACCGGGGGAAUGUCAGUGUUGCAACGGUUGGUGAAACCCACCACGCACAAGGGCAAGAAAAUCUUACUCAAAAAAGAGCCACAAAUAAUCGAGGGUACAAAAGCCCCGAUAUUCCUUAAAGGCCGAAAAACAUCGGAAAAGGUACGGCGAGUGCUGAAAGACAUUUACGAUCUCAAAAAACCCGAUGGCCAAAUGCUACAUAGAAAAAACGAUAUCACCAUCUUCGAAGACGCCACUCCGGUCGAAUCCUUGUGCAAAAAACAUGAUAGCAGCUUAUUUAUGCUGGGCAGUCACAGCAAAAAACGACCAGACAACUUGGUGGUGGGGCGCACAUUCAACAAUUCAAUCCUGGAUAUGGUCGAACUGGAAAUUAAAGACUACGAAGGCCUAAGGGAAUUUGCAGCUUCAAAAGUCACCAUGGGAAUCAAACCGUGUCUUUUAUUCAAUGGUCCUCAAUGGGAACAAUCCGAGGAGUACAGACAAUUAAAGUCAAUAUUUAUAGACUUUUUCCAUCGGGAGGAGGUGGAGGCUGUGAGACUGCAGGGUUUAGAACACACUAUUAGUUUUAAUGUUACUCCCGAUGGAAGUAUUUGCUUAAGGUCUUAUAAGGUGUUGUUAAAGAAGUCUGGGCAGAGGACACCACGGGUGGAACUAGAAGAAAUUGGUCCCAGAAUAGAUUUUGCCUUAAGACGUACCAAACUGCCGACCCCGGAUCUAAUGAAAGAAGCCUGUAAAAAACCAAAAGAACUUAAAAUCACUAAAAAGAAGAAUAUUUCGACAGAUAAACUGGGCUCGACCCACGGUCGUAUCCACAUGGGCAAACAGGAAAUUAACAAGAUUCAAACUCGUAAAUUCAAGGGGCUUAAAAAGCAAAAAGUUAAGGGAGGCAGGGUUGAGAAAAAGAAAAUUUCUGUUUAAAGUUUUUUUUUUAAAUCUCCAGUGACAGCAAACAAUUGUUUAAUAAGAGGAGAAAAUUGUUUAUGAUGAAUUUAUGUUUGUUAUGUCAUUUUUAUAAGUGAUUUUCUUGGUCUUCUCAAAUUUUGUUUAUCUAGGAUUGUAUGAUAUGGUUCAACAUUAUUAUUGUACAUAACAGUUAUAUAGUCCUAUUUUAAGUAAGUAGGCUGUAAGUUUAUUAUUUACUUUUUUUGUAAAUAGCUUUUUAGGUUUUAAUUAUUAGGAUAAUGUUGUCGAUUUUUUUUUUUUUUUGGUGAUUUUGCCCACUAGCGGUGUUAAUCACUUAUUUUUUUAAUACAAGUUGGUUGUAUGUUUAAUAUGAACCGAUUUAAAAAAAUUAAUAAUUUUUUUUUAAAAGCAUACUGUUUUAUGUUUAUGAAAUUGUUUGGAAAGAAUUGCCUCUCGUCUUUGACCUUUUAAGAAUAUUCAAAUUAUUUUAUGAAAAUAUUCUUAGAAAUAGUUAAAAUUUUUUAAAAAAAUCAGCAAAAAAAGGCGCAAACUAAAACUGCUAUAACUAAUUAAAUUAUUAACCUAGCAUCAUGUUUUUACCCUCAAAUCCGUUCUAAGGAAUUAUUUUACAUUAAUGUGAAAAAAUAUCUUAAAUGAUUCUAAAGUUAUAGCUAAAAACUUUUUAAAUUUUCAAUUUAAUCGCACCUGGACCUCGAUGGACAACAUUUUUCUGUACCUCGAGAAUCUUUUCAGUUACAAGAAUCGUCCGAGCAAGGAAUAAUGUUUUCAAGCACAGCCUAAAAACGUUACGAAAGAGGGAAUAUUGGGAAGCAUUAAAAAUUAACUAGUGACAUUCCUAGACCUUGCAAGCCUAGACAAUCUUAUCUAUUCUUUUGUCUAAUGAUACAGUCAUAACGCAGUGUCUAAUAAAGCUUUUUAGUUUUUAAUAACACAAUUUUAGAUAGUAUAGACAGAUUUUGAAUUGUAUGUACUUCGUACCUUUUGUAUUGUCACUUGUGUAAGUACAACUUUAUGCGUUUACUUUAAUAAAGAAUUUGAAAGGUU
Messenger RNA from Anthonomus grandis grandis, 2126 nucleotides. RefSeq names its product ribosome production factor 2 homolog (gene Non3). The transcript has 3 exons. Gene Ontology annotation, cellular component: nucleolus. Gene Ontology annotation, biological process: maturation of LSU-rRNA from tricistronic rRNA transcript (SSU-rRNA, 5.8S rRNA, LSU-rRNA); ribosomal large subunit assembly. Bases 168 to 1076 code for a protein of 302 amino acids. NCBI's taxonomy places the organism in Eukaryota, Metazoa, Arthropoda, Insecta, Coleoptera, Curculionidae. Gene Ontology annotation, molecular function: rRNA binding. The record is from RefSeq and is a predicted model, not a curated record.